[Candida] anglica is the source of this 723-nucleotide messenger RNA. Lineage: Eukaryota; Fungi; Ascomycota; Pichiomycetes; Serinales; Debaryomycetaceae. The record is from the annotation of a GenBank genome assembly.
UCUCUCCCCGUUUCAGGAUCUAAUAUGACUGGUAAUCUUUCCAAACAAGGUAGAUCAGUUUCGCCUCCUGGCAUGAACUCCGUUGCAACCCCAAAUAAACCUUCUCCAGGAGGAACCAUGCUGGGUCCACCACUGAUUAACUUAUCCGGAAUAACUAAACCAAGUGUCCCACCAAUUCCUAUCUCAAGCACAAUUAACGUGAAACCCCCUACUGCAGUAACAUUGAAACCAAACGCAAAUACUUCUCGUGCUACUUUGAUGGGCGGAGGAGCAAAUGGAAUGGGUCCUAUUUUAGGUACUCCUGCAAUGGUCAAACUUCCAACUUACGAGCUUUCCGUUGGUGCUGGUGAAAGUAUACCUGAUAACGCAGGAAGAGUUUUAACAAAACGUAAGUUGAAUGAAUUGGUUAACACUAUUGGCGCAGAUGAAGGGGACGGUAAAACAAACAUUGAUGGUGAUGUUGAAGAACUUUUGCUUGACUUGGCCGAUGAAUUCAUAACAUCAGUGACCGGGUUUGCAUGUCGUCUUGCUAAGCAUCGUAAGAUGGAGUCAGUUGACGUGAGAGAUGUUCAAUUGCAUUUAGAAAGGAACUGGAAUAUCAGAAUCCCUGGCUAUGCUAUGGAUGAAAUUAAAUCUACAAGAAAAUGGCAACCAUCUUCUAGUUAUACGCAAAAGGUUAGUGGAGUUGACAUCUCAAAGAGUGUCAAUGGAAAUAUAAGUUAA